Hemibagrus wyckioides is the source of this 3232-nucleotide messenger RNA. RefSeq names its product myogenesis-regulating glycosidase. Lineage: Eukaryota; Metazoa; Chordata; Actinopteri; Siluriformes; Bagridae. The record is from RefSeq and is a predicted model, not a curated record. Gene Ontology annotation, molecular function: hydrolase activity, hydrolyzing O-glycosyl compounds. The transcript is spliced from 3 exons. Gene Ontology annotation, biological process: skeletal muscle fiber development; carbohydrate metabolic process. Bases 151 to 2295 code for a protein of 714 amino acids.
GUUGCGACAGUCACGUGAUGUUUCCGAAACUUGCGAAGACUUGUGAAACAGGCUGAACCGGGCUCGCGCUGCUGCAGCUGUUCCACAUCCAGGGACAAAACUGGUUUCUGAAUGUGAAACAGAAAGGUGUUAACAAGUAAUGAGCAGUACAUGCCUGCACAUCCAGUCACAGAUGAAGAGAAGCUUUUUCCUGAAUGCUCAGCGUGUCUCCUGGAAGUUACAAAGAUGUACCAAAUCGUACCGGCGACAGUUGGAGAUAUUGGCCUUAGUGGCAUGCGUGAAUACACCCCCCCAAAGAAAAGAGUGGACCGGCGUGGACGUCGCCUGAUGGCGUCCAGCUUGUUUGGGGCCGUGCUAGUCAUCGCAGCUGUGGCAGCUUGGUGCUAUUACUCUGUGUCUCUCCGGAAGGCAGAUCUGCUAAAGACUGAACUGCUAGACCUCAACAAAGAUGGCUUUGUCAUUCGCAACCAAGCUGGCGCCAUCAUCUUCCGAAUGGCAUUCAGGUCAGGUUCCCUUGAUCUGGACUCUUGCUCAAAAGAAGGCAGAAUUCUCAGUUGCAGCCGAUCCAGUUCAGGAAAGCUUAAUUUCUUCAUUGAAACUGUGAGACCCAAGGACACAGUGAUGUGUUACCGUGUGCGCUGGGAGGAGCUUGAUGCAUACCGUGCCGUAGAACAUGCCAUGGCCUAUAAUGGCUCUCAUUGGUACGGUGGAGCAGAGUCCUGGUCCCAGCACUGGCCAAUUGUUUUUGCAGGAAACCAGGAACCCAAACCUUUCAUUACUAGUGAUGUCACUUCCAAUCAGCAAGACUUUGGGAGCAUCCUGGAGCGCUACUGGCUCUCCUCCAAUGCAACCGCUAUCAAAAUCAAUGACUCAGUUCCUUUUCAUCUUGGCUGGGAUGAGAACAGUAAGAUGCUGAGAUUCCAAGCACGGUAUGACAACAGUCCAUAUAAGCCAGACCCUGCACAGCCUGUCCAUGCUGAGCUGAGCUAUCGUGUUUGUGUUGGGUAUGACGUGACUUCCAUACAUAAAUACAUGGUACGUCGUUAUUUUAACAAACCCAAUAAAGUUCCUUCUGAGGCAGUUUUUAGGUGGCCAAUUUGGUCCACUUGGGCCUUGCACAAGACUGAAGUGAAUCAGGAGAAGCUACUGAAGUACGCUUCUGAGAUUCAAGCACAUGGCUUCAAUUGCAGUCACCUAGAGCUGGAUGAUCGAUAUACAAGAGGCUAUGGAGAGUUCGAGUUCGAUCCAGUCAAGUUCCCUAAUGUAACCUAUAUGUUUCAGAAACUCCGAAAAGACAGAUUUGAAGUCACCCUCUGGACCCAUCCUUUUGUGAACUACAACUCCACUAACUUUGGAGUUGGUGUGGAAAGAGGGCUUUUUGUGCGAGAACCUACAGGCAAAUUACCUGCCAUGAUCCAGUGGUGGAAUGGUAUUGGUGGCAUUUUGGAUUUCACCAAUCCAGAUACCCGUGAAUGGUACGCCUCACACCUCCGUGCCUUAAAGAACAAAUAUGCUAUAGCUUCCUUUAAGUUUGAUGCAGGGGAGACCAGCUACCUUCCCCAGCAAUUCAGAACCUUCACACCCCUGCAGGAUCCCAGUGUAUUCACUCGCCGCUACAGCGAGAUGGCAAUCCCUUUCAAGGACCGCGCUGAACUGCGUGCUGGAUACCAAUCCCAGAACAUCUCCUGCUUCUUUCGGAUCACAGACCGCGACUCGGUCUGGGGCUACGAUUUGGGGCUUAAGUCGAUCAUCCCUACUGUGCUAACUGUUAGCAUUCUGGGUUACCAGUUUGUUCUCCCAGACAUGAUCGGUGGAAAUGCUUACCCGAACCGCACUGAAGGCAACCGGGGACUCCCUGACCGGGAGCUCUACAUCCGCUGGCUGGAACUACUAGCAUUCAUGCCAGCUAUGGAGUUCUCAAUCCCACCAUGGCUGUAUGACGAUGAGGUAGUAGAGAUUGCUAGGAAGUUUACAAAGCUUCAUGAGACCCUGGUGGCUCCCCGAGUGCUGGAACUUGCUGGGGAAGUGUUAGAUACUGGAGAUCCUAUCAUUCGCCCUCUGUGGUGGAUUGCCACAGACGAUGAGGCUGCCUACAAGAUCGAUUCGCAGUUUCUCAUUGGGGAUGACCUAAUGGUAGCACCAGUUCUUGAGCCAGGCAAGCAGGAGAGAGAUAUUUACCUCCCAGCUGGCAGAUGGAGGAGCUACAAGGGUGAACAUUUUGACAAAGGGCCAAUACAUUUAACUGACUACCCUGUGGACUUGGAUGAGAUUGCCUAUUUUGUAUGGUCAGGAUGAUAUGAACUAAAAAGGGAAUAUAUUUGCAAACAACAGUCUCAAAUGUCUAUCGAAGUUCCAUUGAACAAGCAUUCACACACGAUUUGUUUCUCACAUUCAUGUGCCUUUUAAUCGUAAUGCCACUGUAACCAGCAUACAUCAAAUUACAUUUGAACAUUUUCUAAUGUUUGAGCAAAUUUCAUUGUCAAAAACAAUGUUGAGAAACAGAGGCUGGGAAGUGAUUCAAUUUCUGAUUUGUAUGCGUUGUCUUUUAACAUGAACAUGAAUCACAUUUUCCCAACAUUUUUUGAAUAGAAGAAAUGUAUUAACUAGGUAUUACAAAGGAAUCUACCAAAGGGAGUGAGACAACCAAUCUAACUUUGCAUCAGAGGAAACGUGAAUGUUGUAGUGAAACACUGGGAGUUUUAUAUUAUAUGAUUAAGAAUUACUACUUAGUUUGACGUUAAAAAAGAAAGCACAAAAGGACACCUUGGACCUCACUUAAUAGGAAACGACAAUGUAUGUUCUCUUUAGUAUUCCUGGAAAUACUCAAAAACUACUGACCUUGCCAGCAUCCAGAAUCUGAGCACAAAUAAUGUUAUAUCAUCUACAGUAUGACCAUAUAUAAUAUAAACAAGUAUUUGUCUUGUAAUGCUGAUUAAUAAUUUUGGGGGUUGUAUUUUCUGUUGUUUUGUGUGUGCUAUUUGCUUUAAGAAUUUAAAAUGAACAGGGUAAUAAGAUUUAUUUAUUUAGAAUAAAUCUGAAGUGGCUUGAAAGCCAAAAAUGAUUUUUGAUUUUUCUUUCUGUAUUGCACUGAUACUGUGAAUUAAAUUACUUUCCAGAUUAUUUAAACAAGGAAAGAUAAUCAAACUAUCAGAUGGAACGAAACAUAACACAAGCCUCCCCUGUCAGAUUUAAAAUGGAAAGUCUAUUUAUUGUUGUUUGGUUGCAAAUAAAC